UCUAAGCCUCGGCACAUCUCCUCACAUCGCUACUAACUACACUUUAUUCAUCCUCCGUGUCAGGAUAAACUCCACUCGUCUCAGUCAACUUUGGGCAUUAUUAGGCCCGCUUAGCUUGCUAGUUGUUUUAGCGCGCUAGUUGGCUUAGCAUGCUAGUUAGCUUAGCGCGCUAGUUAGCUUAGCUUGUUAGCUGCUAACAAAGAGACGCGGAUUUGAUCAACACAUCGCUUAGUGAAGAUCAAGAGUGAGUGUAAAGUGUUGUGAUUGUGCGAAAGAACGAUAGCAGAGUUCAAAGAGGAACUUUCUCGACAAAAGAAGAGAACAAAAGACUACGUCAACUACUGGAGGCUGUUUUCAAGAAAGCUCAAGUUGUGUUACACAGAACAGACCCCAGUCACGUGACUUCAAACUUGACACCUCAUUGGCUGCUUCUGAGACAGCCUCCAUGGUUUCAGUCUUGUAACGGAAACGUCUGUGAAGAACAUCUUCUCUCUGAGCAACACAGGUGGAGCUUCAGGAUGGACAAGGAGGAGCCACAGCCCUUCCACAUUAAGGAGGAAGAAGAGGCGCCACAUACAUUACAAAUGCAAAGGGAAGAAAAUAACCCACUGACCUCCCAUUUUAAAGAGGAAGAGGAGGAACACAGCAUCAGUCAAGAAUGGUUGGAGGAGUUCCAUGUGAUUGUGAAGAGUGAAGAUGAUGAGGUCAAAGGUGAGAGUGAGGAGAAGAGAGAGGCGGAGCCUCCAAGCAGCAGCUCAACUCAACACAUGACAACAGAAGCUGAUGGAGACCACUGUGGAGGAUCACAAGCAGACAAGCUCUUAGCUCCACUAUCACAUAGUGAGGACACAACGUCACACUCUCCUGACACUGAUGAUGAACACUCUAAAGAUGAUAAGACAUGUCACACUGACAACAAACGCUUCACAUGUUCUCACUGUGACAAAACCUUUAAAUCUCCUAGUAAUUUGAAAAUACACAUGAGAACACACACUGGAGAAAAACCUUUUUCAUGUUCAAUCUGCGGUAAAGAUUUUAAUCAAAAGGGCCAUUUGGAAAGACACAUAAGAACACACACAGGAGAAAAACCUUUUUCAUGUUCAAUCUGCGGUAAAGAUUUUAAUGAAAGGAGCAAUUUGAAAAUACACAUAAGAACACACACUGCAGAAAAACCUUUUUUCUGCUCAGAAUGUGGUAAACGUUUUAAACAAGGUGCUCAUUUGAAAAUACACAUGAGAACACACACUUUAGAAAAACCUUUUUCAUGUUCAAUCUGUGGUAAAGAUUUUACUCUUAAUCGACAGUUAAAAAGUCACAUGACGACACACGCUGGAGAAAAACCUUUUACCUGCUCAGAAUGCGGUAAAAGAUUUGCACGAAAAUAUGACUUAAAACCACACAUGAGAAAACACACUGGUGAAAAACCUUUUUCCUGCUCAAAAUGUGGUAAAAGUUUUGUAUUAAGUCGAAGUUUAAAAGUACACAUGAGAAUACACACUGGAGAAAAACCUUUUAUAUGUUCAGUAUGUGGUAGAAGUUUUAUAGAUCACAAGCCAUUAAAAUUUCACAUGAGAAUGCACACUUUAGAAAAACCUUUUUCAUGUUCAAUCUGUGGUAAAGAUUUUACUCUUAAUCAACAGUUGAAAAGGCACAUGACGACACACGCUGGAGAAAAACCUUUUACCUGCUCAGAAUGCGGUAAAAGAUUUGCACGAAAACAUGACUUAAAACCACACAUGAGAAUACACACUGGUGAAAAACCUUUUUCCUGCUCAAAAUGUGGUAAAAGUUUUGUAGUAAGUCGAAGUUUAAAAGUACACAUGAGAAUACACACUGGAGAAAAACCUUUUUUAUGUUCAGUAUGUGGUAAAAGUUUUAUAGAUCACAAGCCAUUAAAAUUACACAUGAGAACGCACUCUGGUGAAAAACCAUACUCCUGUUCAAGCUGCAACAAAAGCUUUAGUUGCCGAAAAUAUUAUAUAUUACACAUGAGAACACACACAGGAGAGAAAGUGUGGAGUUGCAGUGUGUGUGGUGAAAGAUUCUCUUAUGAGAAGCAGUGUAAGAAACACAAGUGUGCUGGUGAGAACAGCAGCAGCAAAUGAAGAUGCAGGAUUUAAAAUAAACUUUCAAAACUUUAACUUUGACUUUCUAACAACAUCAGCACAUAUAACAUGUGUGACAUCAUUGUUGUGUGUGUGUGUAACACAAUCUUGUUAACAUGAUUGUAACAUUUAUAGAUUAGAUACUUCAGAUUAGUGCUUUUAUUUCAGUCAAGUACAUGAGUUAAUAUACACAUUUGUGUACUUUAAAAUGAACAGGACAAUUUAAAGGCCUACUGAAAGCCACUACUACCGACCACGCAGUCUGAUAGUUUAUAUAUCAAUGAUGAAAUCUUAACAUUGCAACACAUGCCAAUACGGCCGGGUUAACUUAUAAAAUGCAAUUUUAAAUUUCCCGCUAAACUUCCGGUUGAAAACGUCUAUGUAUGAUGACGUAUGCGCGUGACGUCAAUCGAUGAACCGGAAGUAUUGGUACACCGUUGAAUCCAAUACAAAAAACCUCUGUUUUCAUCUCAAAAUUCCACAGUAUUCUGGACAUCUGUGUUGGGGAAUCUUUUGCAAUUUGUUUAAUGAACAAUGAAGACUGCAAAGAAGAAAGUUGUAGGUGGGAUCGGUGUAUUAGCGGCUGGCUGCAGCGACACAAGCAGGAGAACUUUGAGAUGUAUAGCAGACGCGCUAGCCACACUACAUAAAAUAUGUUACAUACAAUAAACAUUUUAAGUGUAGAUAUUCAUAAUUCACUUUUAUACUUAUUCAUAAUAGUGUCUUAUAUAUGUUUUUUGAAAUAAUGAAGUGUUACAUUUUGUAUUUUCUAAUUGUAGCUGAUUCCAUAGAUGAACUCCUUUAUAUGAUAUACAUUUUUUUUUUUACAUGUGUUCAUACCUUUGCUUUUGAGUAUACAUAAAUCCCUCUUAGUUCAUAUUUACUGGUUCACAUCUGAAACAUCUUCUGGACCACUUCUGGAAGCAUAUUAUUAUUUACUUUAUACAUCAUUUGAACAGUUGUCUUUUAUACAAUUUUAAAAUGUGUGACUUUAUGAAUCAUUUGUUGGGUCUCUAUAAUCCAUUCUAUUAAUUGUCUUUAUUACUCUCUUUUGUAUUAUGAAUAUUGUUGUGUGAUUGUUUUAUAUGUAUGUCCC
Messenger RNA from Entelurus aequoreus (snake pipefish), 3201 nucleotides. RefSeq names its product gastrula zinc finger protein XlCGF57.1-like. Gene Ontology annotation, cellular component: nucleus. Gene Ontology annotation, molecular function: RNA polymerase II cis-regulatory region sequence-specific DNA binding; DNA-binding transcription factor activity, RNA polymerase II-specific. The coding region runs from base 519 to 2105 and encodes 528 amino acids. Gene Ontology annotation, biological process: regulation of transcription by RNA polymerase II. NCBI's taxonomy places the organism in Eukaryota, Metazoa, Chordata, Actinopteri, Syngnathiformes, Syngnathidae. The transcript is spliced from 3 exons. The record is from RefSeq and is a predicted model, not a curated record.